AUGAUAUUUUCACUGACGAAACCUUGGCUCGCGUGUACUCAAAUCCUAGAUGAUAAAUUUUGGUGCUGCCGUCCCGUGCCGUUGGAUGCGUACGUGCUUGCGAAGUUUCACGGCGCGGUAGGCCCGGAAGUCGAGCAGAAGGAACUGCAGAUGUACAUGUUGGAGGCUCAGACGUCGUGGACUGCGGCGUGGAUAGCUGGGUGUCUUGAGAAGCGUCGUCUAAGUUUAACUCUAAUUCUCCAUUCUCGCCAAGAGCAUGACGAGGACUGGUCGAGCGAGUACGCGGACGAGACGUUGGCGAGUAUCGAGCGCUUCGCACCCGAGGCGAUGACGGCAAGCGACUCAUAG
Messenger RNA from Phytophthora nicotianae INRA-310, 348 nucleotides. RefSeq lists its product as hypothetical. Bases 1 to 348 code for a protein of 115 amino acids. NCBI's taxonomy places the organism in Eukaryota, Oomycota, Peronosporomycetes, Peronosporales, Peronosporaceae. The record is from RefSeq and is a predicted model, not a curated record. The transcript is spliced from 2 exons.